AUGAUUUUCUGGGUUCUGUUGACAGAGUGGGUGUUUGUGGCUGCGGUGGCUCUGGGCUCUGUGCUCUUCUUGUUGCUGGUGGGGGUCUGUUGGUGCCAGUGCUGUCCUCACUCGUGCUGCUGCUACGUCAGCUGCUGGUGCUGCCCGGACACAUGCUGCUGCCCCCGACACUUGUAUGAAGCAGGUAAAGGCAUAAAAACAGGCCCCUCCACUCCAAUCUACCCUCCAUAUUUUGUCUCUGGAGUCCCAGCCAUGGUCCCCAUUGCUCCCCCCUCUCUGGUUGAUAAGUCCUCUGUGUCUGUACCUCCGUCAGAUGCCACUCUAGUUACAGUUCCGAUUCAUGCAGUGAGCGCCCCCUACUGCGUGCCUUCAUACACGGAUCAGAACUCUCUCAGGGUGCUGCAGUAUGUAGAGAAACAGCUGGCCCAUUUCAACCCGGCCAGGUCCACGAGUCACCACUCGAGCAGCGCCUCUGAGCUCAGUUCUCUUCACGAGGGAGAAAACAACAGCAACUUUAGAAAAACGUUCAGAAAUGUCCAGAAAAAAGCAUUACCGGCUAUUCUCGAUGUGGAUUCAAACGUUGAACCUGCACCACAACGUCCCCAUGACAACCUGCCUGCACCUCAACGCUACCACAACAACCCAACGUCACCACGGCGCCAGCACCAUGACAACCCACCAUCACCGCAACGGUACCAUGAUGACUCUCCAUCACCAAAGCGCUUCCAUGACAAGCCCCCAUCACCACCACCACCACCACGUCACCGGGACAGUCCACCCUCGCCCCCCCGAAUCAAACCGUCCUCUCCUCAGCACUACCACCACAGGCCGCCGUCGCCACAGCGUUACCGUAACAACCCUCCUUCACCCGAGAGUCACCGCGAGAGCCCUGCCUCAUCACACCGUUACCAAGACAACCCACCACGGCAUUACCAAAACAACCCACCCUCGCCACAGAGGUAUCGAAAGGACCCACCGUCACCGCAAAGGCAUAGGAAAGACCCCCCCUCUCCAAAACGGUACAGGGAUGAACCAGACUCAGAGUUGUACUUCAAACAAGAGAAACCUCUGGUCCAGCGAAGGUUCAGCGAUGACCCCCCAGACCCCUCCCAGACCCGGAGACCAGGGACCAAACACCAGCCAAACCACAGAGACCAGGACCAUCAGAGGUGGAACCCGCGUUCAGAGCAUCUACAGAGAAAGUCUUAUCGCUCUGGUGAACGGACUGUGUCUCUGGAUGAGCUGGAGGAGUUUGCUUUUUCAUAUUCACAAAGAAGAGGAAGAGGCGCGGAGAGGGGAGCAGAGGACAGGACAAACUAUGAGCUCCAGGAGUUUGGUCAACACAAUACUUAUGAUAAUGGAGUUACACAGCAGUAUUAUACCAAUGAAACCCACAUGGGACAGACCAGUGACCAUGAAGACUAUCCCAGGAGGAAAAACAGAAGGGACAUUAGCCCUCUAACAUCCCCUAAAAAGAGAAGAGGAACUUGGGACACUGAUCGCCCCGUACCCCCUCCUCCAAAAGUCAGUCCCCCAUCCUCUUCCUCACAAGAGAAAGACUAUGACCCCACUUUUUUGAAUAGCCUUCUGGAUCGCAAGGCUAAGCUACGAGGGGUUAGCCAAGAGAAGGGGGCGUCAAGGGGAGACGGGGGGUCAGACACACCCUCCAAAAGCAGCGGAAACCAGGGCAGCGGGGAGACACAUAGACACUCCCCGAAUAAUAGGCCAGAUGGAGACUCACUGCUUUACUCAGAUACAGAAAGAAACAGGAAUCAAAGUCCACCAUGGAGAUCUGUCCCGGGGAACAGCGGGUCCUCCCAGUCGUCUGCUCUGGUUCAACCUGGACGCAGAGAAGAAACAAGGGAAAAGCCAAGAAAAAUGAACACCCUCCUGAGCCGGGACUCCCUUAUUGUCUGAUAGGCCAUAAACUGCUGGGACUGACUUGACAAUGACACUUGGCUCUUGAAUGAGGCUUUAUCCAUUGAGACUGUAAAGAUGAAGUCACCAGGGGUCCACUCUCUCCUCGCCCUGUCUCUCGUCUCUCAGGGCUGGACCAGGACUUAAGUGGACUCUGUGUGUGACCUGGACUGUCCCCUCAGCAGGACAGACCGAGGCCAGCAGUACAAUGGGACAAUGAGAGGUUCUGAUGUAACAAGCCUUUUCCGCAGUGAUGGAAAUACAGUAUAAGGAAGAGGUUUUGUUCUAGAUUUUUACUUACAGUCUGGAUUGCAAGGUAAAGCUGCAAUAUGUAACUUUUCUGGUUGGGUGUCCACUACCUGCUUGUUUCCAUGGAGAUAUUAUUGUUUUGCCCAGAAUGUUUUACAGUGUAGGAUUAAACAUACAGUAUCUAUCUUGGAUCAAAUCAAUUAGUUUAUUGUUUAAAAUACCUUGAGAAGAGGGUUACCUCUCCACAGAUAUGACAUGUAACUUGGCCUGUUGAUAUCACCUGCUUGUCUUUAAGAAGAUAUAAGUUUAAAGUCGAACUAUGUAACAUUCCAGGCAUUGUACGCAGACAGACCCCCACUAGAAAAGUUUCAUAAUGCAGCUUUAAUCUUAUUAUAUGUAGCUAAAUGAAAGGUUACAGCUGACUUUGUAUUCAAAUUGUACUUAAACAUUUUGUAUUUUGUAGUAUUUAUGCUUGUUACUCUUGUAUAUCUUUACAUCGCCACUAACUAGAAUGAGCAUUGUUUUGCGCUAAAGAUUUGAAGUCACAUAGAGUAGAUCUGGGAAUUCUUACAUCUGUUUAACAAUGUUGAAACUAUCACAAUAAUAUUAUAUUAAUAAUUAUGCAUUUCCAGGAACUGUCUUAAAAAAUCUUACCUGUUCAGAAACUGUAUUUUUCUUAAAUGUACUGUUGAAGUGUUGAGUUUACAGCUCAGUUUGCUGCCUCCUGGUGGCCACAGAAAUAAUACUGUAUUGUUUGUAAUGUAACUGCUAUAUGGGUCAAAUGAAUUCCUGGCCUCCAUUCUCCUCUGAAGCAGGUGUGGCUGGCCAGGCUAGUUAAAUAAUGCAGCACAACCAAAAUGUGUUUUAUAAAUAUUAGUGUUUAAAUUUUUAAACAAAAGUAAAACUUUUGUAUGUUUUGUACUUUUAUUUUUUAUAGAACAUUAACAUAUUUAUGUUUGUCCCACAUAUGAUGUAAAUUAUAAAUCUCAUUGUUGUUUCGCUUUUAAUAUUGACUUUAAUUUUGACUUGUUUGCAUUUGUAAAUUAAUCAUAGCUCACGGUGUACACAGGAUCCAUGUUUGAUAAGUUUCUUAUCACCAUGUUUCCCUUAUCUUUUGUAUAAACUGUAAGUUACAAGUUUGUAUUACAGAUAAAAUUGGUUAUUUUUUAGAUAACGUUUUGAUAUUGUUCAUUACACUGACAGUGUUAACCACACAUUACACAGCACUGUGUGAAAUAUAGCAACAUCUAAAUUUACACUUCUGUUUUCUGUUGUUUAAAAUAUAUACAUGUACUUGUAAAUUCUUUACUUUAUAUUUGACUUAAUCCAUUUCAUACAUACAUAAGAUUUCCCAGUGACCCUCUUAUAUGUCCCUGGACCUCCAUUUGAGAACCACUGCUUUAACACACUUAAGCUGGUCCCUUAUCUCCUCUCGAGCUCCUCAUAUCAGUGUUUUGUUUCACUCCUGUUUCUGUUCAGGCUGAAUGAGACUUUCUGUAAAUGUCCCAGUGUCACUGCAGAUGACUCAUGCAGUGUCUUUGUCUAUUGUUGUUUUCACAGAUUCACAGUCUUUACUCUGCAGCUGUGUCAACCCUUACCUUUUACAUUUUUAUACACAACAUAGAUACAUUAUUUGCUCAAAUGGUGUCCUACUUUACUACUUUUAAAUGUUAUCACUAUCAUUAUAACAAUGCUCAUAAUAUUCUGUCUGACAGAAAGAGACCAGAACAAAAUAAUGUAAAAUAUUGCUGAUGAACUAACACAAUUUCACUAUAAAUGUAGUUAUUUUGAUUGAAACAAAAAUAAACAAAACGUGAUGAGUGAGAACAAGUUACCAAUGAAACUGUUAGCUUAUCAAACUACAGUUACCACACUAAACUCAUCAAGUGAAGCCUGGUGUUCAGGGGGAGAGAUGAGUUGGGACGGCGCCCACUCAGCCCCAGACUAUCUCAGGAAUGUAGUUGAGCAAUUUCCGCUUCAGGUACAUGAGAAACAUGGCAUCACAAUGGUAGCCUAUUAAUAGCCUAUUACUAAAGUGCAAAGAGUUGGCUGCUGGUGAAAUUGUUGAAGCCAAUUGUUGAUUAU
This is a messenger RNA of Boleophthalmus pectinirostris (great blue-spotted mudskipper), 4251 nucleotides long. Its product is annotated as lipolysis-stimulated lipoprotein receptor-like. The record is from RefSeq and is a predicted model, not a curated record. Gene Ontology annotation, biological process: pancreas development. Gene Ontology annotation, cellular component: membrane. Lineage: Eukaryota; Metazoa; Chordata; Actinopteri; Gobiiformes; Gobiidae.